AUGACUCCGUCUGCCUCCCCGAGCAUCCGUUUGCCUCUCCAUCCGUCUGCCUCUCCGUGCAUCCGUCUGCCUCUCCGUGCAUCCGUCUGCUUCUCCGUGCAUCCGUCUGCCUCUCCGUGCAUCCGUCUGCCUCUCCGUGCAUCAUCCGUCUGCCUCUCCGUGCAUCCGUCUGCCUCUCCGUGCAUCCGUCUGCCUCUCCGUGCAUCCGUCUGCCUCUCCGUGCAUCCGUCUGCCUCUCCGUGCAUCCGUCUGCAUCCGUCUGCCUCUCCGUGCAUCCGUCUGCCUCUCCGUACAUCCGUCUGCCUCUCCGUGCAUCCGUCUGCCUCUCCGUGCAUCCGUCUGCCUCUCCGUGCAUCCGUCUGCCUCUCCGUGCAUCCGUCUGCCUCUCCGUGCAUCCGUCUGCCUCUCCGUGCAUCCGUCUGCCUCUCCGUUCAUCCGUCUGCCUCUCCGUGCAUCCGUCUGCCUCUCCGUGCAUCCGUCUGCCUCUCCAUGCAUCCGUCUGCCUCUCCGUGCAUCCGUCUGCCUCUCCGUGCAUCCGUCUGCCUCUCCGUGCAUCCGUCUGCCUCUCCGUGCAUCCGUCUGCCUCUCCGUGCAUCCGUCUGCCUCUGUGCAUCCGACCACCCAUCUAUACAGUACUUUAGUCCGUCCGUCCUCACAUAA
Homarus americanus (American lobster) is the source of this 660-nucleotide messenger RNA. Its product is annotated as guanine nucleotide exchange factor subunit RIC1-like. NCBI's taxonomy places the organism in Eukaryota, Metazoa, Arthropoda, Malacostraca, Decapoda, Nephropidae. The record is from RefSeq and is a predicted model, not a curated record. The transcript has a single exon. The coding region runs from base 1 to 660 and encodes 219 amino acids.